Molecule: messenger RNA, 718 nt
Organism: Esox lucius (northern pike)
Lineage: Eukaryota; Metazoa; Chordata; Actinopteri; Esociformes; Esocidae
Product: interleukin-6-like
Exons: 5
Coding region: 50-718 (222 amino acids)
Biological process (GO): immune response; T-helper 17 cell lineage commitment
Cellular component (GO): extracellular region
Molecular function (GO): interleukin-6 receptor binding; cytokine activity
Source: RefSeq, a predicted model, not a curated record
UCGGCAUCGUUCAACUUCACUGCACACAGCGCCAACACAUAACUGGAACAUGAAUUAUUUAAAAGAUAUCAUCCUCAUGUCGGUGUUGGUAGUUUUAGUAGUUAACGGCACUCCCAUACCCAGCGUGCACUCCGAAGUCCUGACUUCGGAAUGGACCUCUGGAGAGGAACUCGCGAUAAACUCCUUCUCUACUAAACCCCGACCGUCCACGAAGUGGGAGCAAAUUAUCAAGAUGCUCGUUCACGAGGUCACCACAUUCCGAGAUCAACAGUUUGUGGAGGAGUUUCAGAUGCCUUUGGAAAAUAUGUCAUCGUUUGCAGAGCACCAGGUCCCAUCCAUCCCUCAACACCUCACCAAGACGCCCUGCUUCUCCAACUACAGCAAGGAGGCAUGUCUGCAGGAGAUCAGUCGUGGUCUGCAGGUGUACCAGGUUCUUCUCCAGCACGUUCAGACUGAAUACCCACAAUCCAACGUGAUCCCCAUGGUGAGGGAUCACGCCAAUGUCCUGAUAGGGCUGGUCAUAGGCAAGAUGAAGGCUGUUGUUGUAGAGAGCCUUCCUGCCAGCGAGAAGGAACAGGUGCUGGGUGAAGUGUCUACAGCGACUGAGUGGCAUAAGAAGACCAGCGUCCACGCCAUUCUGAGGGACCUCCGACACUUCUUGGUGGACACCAAGAGAGCACUCUGCCGAAUGGGGAAGAAGGGAGAAGGCUGCCAGUAA